AUGGCUGAUAAGUCCAAGUUUGUUGAGUACAUUGAUGAUGCUUUAGAAAAAUCAAAAGAAACGGCACUUUCUCACUUAUUUUUCACAUAUCAGGGGAUUCCUUACCCAGUUACCAUGUGCACUUCAGAAACUUUUCAAGCCUUGGAUGCCUUUGAAGCCAGAAGUGACGACAUUGUGCUAGCAUCUUAUCCAAAGUGUGGUUCGAACUGGAUUCUUCACAUUGUCAGUGAAUUAAUAUUUUCCAUUUCUAAAAAGAAAUAUGAAUGUCCUGAAUUUCCAGUUCUUGAAUGUGGUGACCCAGAAAAGUAUCAGAGAAUGAAACAGUUUCCAUCACCACGGAUUUUGACAACUCACCUCCAUUAUGACAAAUUACCUCAGUCCAUCCUCAAGAACAAAGUCAAGAUCUUGGUGCUGUUUCGCAACCCUAAGGAUACGGCAGUGUCUUUUUUUCAUUUUCACAACGACGUUCCCGACAUUCCAAGCUAUGCCUCUUGGGAUGAAUUCUUCAGGCAAUUCAUAAAGGGACAAGUUUCUUGGGGAAGCUAUUUUGAUUUUGCAGUUAAUUGGAACAAACAUAUUGAUGAUGAAAAUGUUAAGUUCAUAUUAUACGAAGACCUAAAAGAGAAUCUGGCUGUUGGAAUAAAACAGAUGGCCGAGUUCUUUGGAUUCUCUUUAAUGGAUGAACAGAUUCAAACCAUCUCAGCCCAGAGCACCUUCCAAGCAAUGCGAGAGAAGUCUGAGGAAACACAUGGUGCUAUUGGCCCCUUCCUGUUCCGCAAAGGUGAAGUUGGUGACUGGAAAACUUUGUUCAGUGAAACUCAGAAUCAGGAAAUGGAUGGAAAAUUCAAAGAGUGCUUAGCAGGCACUUCCCUUGGAGAAAAGCUGAAGUAUGAAUCAUAUUGCCUGCCUUGAUUC
This is a messenger RNA of Nannospalax galili (Upper Galilee mountains blind mole rat), 915 nucleotides long. It is a transcript of the gene Sult6b1, whose product is annotated as sulfotransferase family 6B member 1. Gene Ontology annotation, biological process: sulfation. NCBI's taxonomy places the organism in Eukaryota, Metazoa, Chordata, Mammalia, Rodentia, Spalacidae. The coding region runs from base 1 to 912 and encodes 303 amino acids. Gene Ontology annotation, molecular function: sulfotransferase activity. The record is from RefSeq and is a predicted model, not a curated record. Gene Ontology annotation, cellular component: cytoplasm. The transcript is spliced from 7 exons.